GCUAAAAAUGAUUGAGCUUAUAUGUGAAUCAUCAGAAAGCAAGCAGUAUACCAUUUAAAAAUCAUUACUGCUAUAAUCUAAAAUGGUCGUUGACCAACAUAUUCAUAUAUUAAGGGAAAAAAAAUGAAAGCUUAUCUUUGGCACAGAAGAGUUAGAAUUAAUAUCACAUCAUGUAAAGUGACUGCCAUCCACCCUAAUGUGAAACUGAAUACUGAUUCCUUUUAAAAAAAAUCUUGUAAACAUUUUUCUCAGUACAUACAGUGUAUUUGACAUUAAGGAAUAGCACAUGACUAAACCCUUGAUAAGGUUUAAGUAAUUUUUACUGAGCACCUAUUACGAGAAUCUGAAAUAUUCACUAAUUAGUUAAUUUCUAGGCAUCAAAAGCCUUACCCUUUGGAGGGCUAUUUUUUUUUUUUGAAAGAUACUGAUUAAUGACCUAUGUGAUCAGUAAACAGUGACUUCUGAGAUAGUUUUAAAACCUAGGGCAAGAAAAAGUUACUAAUACAGGAAAAGGAAUAAUUAGGAAUAAGAUAGCAUGGGUCUCUUUCAGAAUCAAGGGCAGUGGAAGAACUUUAUGUUGCUGUCUAGAUGACCAUGUCUGUUGUCUUAGGUGACUGAAAGUUUUAGCUGUUGACAGAGGCACCGUUAUUGGCUGUGUCUAAGUGUUAGCAAAGCAGUCACAAAAUGGUAGCUGACAAGACCAUUAUGACCAAAGCCAUUAUGACCACCUGGGAAAAACAACAAAACAUUAAAUGGCAACUAAAACUAACUUAGGGAAGAACUUCUAUUGUCUGUAUUUAUGGAAUGGGCAACAUCUUAUUUUUCUCACUUGUAAAAUGUGAACUAAACAACUUAAGCACAUUUUAUUAAAAGACGUGGACACUAUUUUUGAAUGUAAAUUAUGCCGCAGUCUCUUCAGAGGAUUACCAAAUUUAAUUACCCAUAAAAAAUUCUAUUGCCCACCAAGUCUCCAGAUGGAUGACAACCUUCCUGAUGUAAAUGAUAAACAAAGCCAAGCCAUAAACGAUCUCCUAGAAGCCAUAUAUCCAAGUGUGGACAAGCGAGAAUAUAUUAUUAAGCUAGAACCCAUAGAAACUAAUCAAAAUGCAGUGUUUCAGUAUAUUUCAAGGACUGAUAAUCCUACUGAAGUCACAGAGUCAAGCAGUACUCCUGAACAGACCGAAGUUCAGAUACAGGAAACUAGCACUGAACAGUCUAAAGCAGUACCAGUUCCAGAUGCAGAGGUGGAAACUGUGGAGCCCCCUCCUGUUGAGAUUGUUGCAGACGAAGUUGCGCCUGCAUCUGAUGAGCAACCUCAGGAAUCACAGGCUGACUUGGAAACGUCUGACAAUUCUGAUUUUGGUCACCAGUUGAUAUGUUGUCUUUGUAGAAAAGAAUUCAAUUCCAGACGAGGUGUUCGUCGUCACAUUCGAAAAGUACACAAGAAAAAGAUGGAGGAACUAAAAAAGUACAUUGAAACGCGAAAGAAUCCAAACCAGUCCUCUAAAGGACGCAGUAAGAAUGUUCUAGUUCCAAUAAGUAGGAGUUGUCCAGUGUGUUGUAAAUCAUUUGCUACAAAAGCGAAUGUAAGGAGGCAUUUUGAUGAAGUUCAUAGAGGACUAAGGAGGGAUUCAAUUACUCCUGAUAUAGCAACAAAGCCUGGGCAACCUUUGUUCUUGGAUUCUGUUUCUCCUAAAAAAUCUUUUAAGACUCGAAAACAAAAGUCGUCUUCAAAGGCUGAAUACAAUUUAACUGCAUGCAAAUGCCUCCUUUGCAAGAGGAAAUAUAGUUCACAAAUAAUGCUUAAAAGACAUAUGCAAAUUGUCCACAAGAUAACUCUUUCUGGAACAAACUCUAAAAGAGAGAAAGGCCCUAAUAAUACUGCCAGCAGUUCAGAAAUAAAAGUUAAAGUUGAACCAGCAGAUUCUGUAGAAUCUUCACCCCCUUCCAUUACCCAUUCUCCACAGAAUGAAUUAAAGGGAACAAAUCAUUCAAAUGAAAAAAAGAACACACCGGCAGCACAGAAAAAUAAAGUUAAACAAGACUCUGAAAGCCCUAAAUCAACUAGUCCGUCUGCUGCAGGUGGCCAGCAAAAAACGAGGAAACCAAAACUUUCAGCUGGCUUUGACUUUAAGCAACUUUACUGUAAACUUUGUAAACGUCAGUUUACUUCCAAACAGAACUUGACUAAACACAUUGAGUUGCACACAGAUGGGAAUAACAUUUAUGUUAAAUUCUACAAGUGUCCUCUUUGCACUUAUGAAACGCGUCGGAAGCGUGAUGUGAUACGACAUAUAACUGUGGUUCAUAAAAAGUCAUCCCGCUAUCUUGGGAAAAUAACAGCCAGUUUAGAGAUCAGAGCUAUAAAGAAGCCCAUUGAUUUUGUUCUAAAUAAAGUGGCAAAAAGAGGCCCUUCGAGGGAUGAGGCAAAACAUAGUGAUUCAAAACAUGAUGGCACUUCUAACUCUCCUAGUAAAAAGUAUGAAGUAGCUGACGUUGGUAUUGAAGUAAAAGUCACAAAAAACUUUUCUCUUCACAGAUGCAAUAAAUGUGGAAAGGCAUUUGCCAAAAAGACUUAUCUUGAACAUCAUAAGAAAACUCAUAAGGCAAAUGCUUCCAAUUCACCUGAAGGAAACAAAACCAAAGGCCGAAGUACAAGAUCUAAGGCUCUUGUCUGGUGAGGAACAGUUACAGAGUUUUGCUUUUUUCCCCCCAUCGAACUAAAAAAAUAUUUGACCAUAAUUUAUAGCUGGUUCCAUUUUAACACGUUUGCUUCCAUAUAUCUUAUGGCAGUGGGAACUGCAAGAGUAAUGUGCAUAUUGCAUUUACCUCUUCAGUGACCUUUAUUCCAGUGGCUUGGGAACAAAAGUUAACUUCAGAACUUAUCUUCCACAGGACAAUGCAAUCUAGUUGUAGGUAGAUGGCACAGGGUCAGUGCUUUCCUCUCAAUGUUGUAAAAUAUAUACAUUUAUAUUGGCUUAUGUUUACAAUAGAAGUCUUCUGUUUAACUAACUUUGCACAGGUUUAAUUUGAUUUAGUGACCUAGUCUACUAAUUAAUACAUUGUAGGAAAAGUUUAAAUAUAUUAGAAUGAAUUUGUGAAGGCGAUAAUUAGAGAAAAAAGUCUUUUGAGGCACUGUAAUUAUUGUAAAAAUUAAUCUGUGACGGCUAAAUAAAGUGCUGCACUCAGAAAAAAAAAAUCCCCAAAUUGAAUUUAGAACAGUUAGCAUUUAUUAUUUACAUUUAACAUAGUGCUUCCAGUCAAAGGGGAAAACUUGAUAGACAAAAGUUUGGAUUUUUUUUUUCCUUCUCCUUGGGAGUAUGUGUUAAUUACUGUUUUUAGUUUUGAUCUGUGGAAAAAGUGAUUAUAUAGGUUCCAAAUCUUACUUUUCCCUUUUUGUUUUCAAUAGACUUUUUGUGAUCAUUUCAACAUAGUUUGUAUUAUUAAGUAGGGGUUUUUUGUUUUGUUUUGUUUUGGUUUUGUUUUGUUUUGGUUUUUUUGUGGUUGUGCGUUGUAAGAAGAGGAAAAUCCCUAUUGGGAAGAAAGAAAAAAGUUUUUACUUUUUUAGAAGGUUUUGGAAUAAGUGUAGAUUUUUAAAAUGCAAUAUAAAAUAAGGAGUAGACUCCCUGUACUUGUUUUUGCAAGUCUCUCUAUAUUUUUUAAAGUUUACCCUCAGUACCUGUUUCCCUGUAUUAAGGCAUUUAAUAUAUUUAAUUAGUAUUAAAUUAGUUUUGGAUUCAGGUUCGAAAGCAGUAUACUUAGUUUGAGUGCUGAGUAGGUUAAAUGUUGUGGUUUGAGUAUCACACAUUUUUUUAUUUGUGUGGAAACUUGAGAUGAAAUCAUCCUUUAGAAGUCAUUUACUAUUGUAUAAUUUUAAAAACAAGGUUUUAUUGGUAAACUCAAAAGUGUUCAUUUAUUCCCAUUUCUCCUCAGAUAACUUCAAGUGAUGUACGAAAAGGUUUGGCGUUCAUUUUUGUGGAAAGACUUUAAAUUGGUGUUAGAACCACUAAACGUCUUCAAAUGGUACUAUGAGAAAAAAAAAAAAGGAAAAACAAUUUCAUAAAUAUUCGACUGUAACUGCUGUUUUCUGACUAAAAUAAUAACCAUCUAACCACUCGUUUCUAAGGCACUGCCUCUCCCAGCACUUUCAAGUAGCCCUGACAUUACAUAUUGUCAUCACAGUCCAUCAGCUAACCACCCUUGACCUUGUGCAUUUGGUCUGCAGUUUCUACAAAAACAUUGCAAAGUUUGUUUUCCAAACAAUUUGUUGAUGAAAGCUUUCAACAACCUGAAGAAUAUAUAUCACCACUGGUGAUUUUUAAUUGACAGAAAGACUAUAUCUUAGUGAUUUUAGUUUUGUUUCAUUUUAUUCGGCAAAAUUUUCAUCUGGAUUGUACAGAUAUAUUUCCUAGUGAGUGUAUGUUAGGACCAAAAGAGAAAUUAGUAUCAACAUAUUAUAAAUAUUUAGCCUACUAAAUAUUUGUAAUUAUUCUUACAUUCAUUUAUUUCUAACUUGUUCUCCAGCACUUAAAUGUUUGAAAGUUUCAUUCUAAAAUACAUACUACAGGAAAGUUCCAGUUCAUUUUCAUCCAUGGAUCCUUACAUUUUUUAUUUGUAAACAUCUGAGGUUUUUAUGAAAAUUAAGCAUUCCCCUUUUUUUCUUUAAAUUUUAUACAAAGCACUUUAAUAAUAGAUGCAACUUAAUUUUUCAGUUUCUUUUUUUCUUUUUUUUUUUUAAAGACCACACAUAUACUAAUGUUAAUAUGAAGGUAGUAAAUAGCUUACUGAUGUUUUAUGGAUGCGGACAAUCCAUGCACAACCACUUCUUAUGAUAUUAGUUUAUUUCUUUAAAUAUUGCUUAAAAAAGGAAGAUGGGAGUGUAAACCCUGAAUUUUUUCUCCCAAGUAAAAUCUUAAAUGACUACUUUAGAUGAUAUUUGAUUCCUACUGUAAAAUUUGGAAAAUAAUGAAUUCUUGUCCAUUUUUGUAAUCAAGAUUUUAGGAAAACAGAAGUACAUCUAUCUUUAUGAAAUAUUGGGCAGGUUUUUGUGUAUCAAUAUUUUGUACUUUUUAGGAAAAAUUUUAUUUUUUAGUAAUUUUUGUCAAAUUAUAAUUUUAAAAGGUACAGCAGAGAAUAUACCAUGUUUUUAUAUAGGUUCGCACCUGUACUUAGGAGGGACCCUGUCCAUCUAUAUACUUUUUGUAUAAAAUUUUAAAAUGUUGAAGAUCCACAAGGUCAUAAUAAAAUGCUUCUAUAGCUAGAAAAACAUUUACCCUUCCCAGUGCUUUGCACUAAAAUAUACUGUGAAAGGAAACUAGAAAGACUGUAACUGUUGCUGGAAAUGUUCUAUAUUGAAUGUACAUGCUCUUGUUGGAAAAAUGUACUAUAUGUGAUGGAAAUAAACCAGACUCAAAGUUAUUUCAGCUAAAUGUGCUUCAACAAAGGUGCAUUGGUUGAAACUUAAAUGUUUUAUCAAAUUUAAGUUUAUUCAGUGACUAUGAGCAGCUACACUUGAAUUAUACCCUGAUAGUUUUAUUUUUAAGAAUUAGAGUGAUGAUUUCUCUUUAAUUUAAAAACAGAUUUACUUUUCCACAUAUGGAAAGCUUGUACUUAUAGAUCUAACUUUAAUGAUUAAUAGCAUAAUAUAUUUAGGGAACUAAAUGUGUAGGUGGUAUUUCAUUUUUAUAAACCAUCUUCAUUAGUUGCACAUUAUUAAAUCUGUAUGUUUGACUUUUGCAAGGUGUUAUCUUUUAUGCAUUCUUACACACAAGACAUAUUCCAAAGAUAUUUUCCAGACUUAAGUACCUACAACCAGUGAAAAGUAUUCCUAAAAAGCUGGGGGUGACUCUUUCCUGUAGCCCCUCAUUUGCAUGUCAGCUUCUUGCUCUCUACUUUACUUUUUAAAUACUGUAGGAAAGAAAGAAAAAUAGCCUAAUGAGAGUGGAGGGGAGCACAAUUGUUGGAAUUCCUUUACUGCAGCUCACCUAUUUUUGCAGUACCAUUCACAGUUUGUCUCCUCCAUCGUGACUCUAGGGCCACAGAGUGGAGGAAUUGAGGAUUCCAAGGACUGUCAAAAGGUUUCAUCUGGGUCAUAGAUUUCCUAGAGAGAAUUUGCCUAUCAUAGUAGACAAAUUAAUGGAUUAUGGCAGAUGAGUUAGAGGCUAAACCAGGACAAGUUUAGAAAGGUAGAAUGAACAAGAAGUGAUUAGAAAUUCUUUGUUCUUCCUAUUUCUUUCUGGUCUUCAUCCUUUUUGGUUUUAUUUUGAGUCUUGAGCUCUGUCUUUUCAGAGGGCUCAGGCCUGAGGCUCUUGAGAACAGUCCUAGGAAAUUUGUGCCAGAAGCUUUUCUGCAUGCAGGCUAUAUAAACAAAUAUUUAUAGCACCUUUUUGUUGUGGGGAUAGGUAGUUAAGCAGACAAAGAGCCAUCACAAACUGCUUGUUUUAUAUUAAAACCUAUUUCUGGCUACAAGUUAUAUCUAUCUACCUUUGCUGUUAUUUGAUCGAUCAAGAGUUUUCCUAUAGAAUUCAACUCAUCUUAUUUCCUGAGAUACCUUCCAUAUCUAAGUGCAGCGGAAGAGGAGAAACAAUAAAAAAUAUGGCUCGCAUUUCAACUUCAUAAUUUUGGAUAGUGCAGGAGAGAGCUCGAUGAGUUAUGGCUGACUCUGGGCAGGUGUUCAUUAGAACAUACAGUUAAACCUUGAAUGCAUAAUAACCUUUUUUGUUUUUGCUUUGUCCAUGUCUCUCUCUUUUCCCCUUUCCUCCCUACUUCAGGAAGAAAACUUCCUUCUUGAAAAAUAUAUACAUUCUUGCAGAAUAUAUAAAUUACCCAUCCUUAAUUUUUGUCCUACUUUUGUAGAUAUGAGCUAAGUUUUUGGUUGACACAGAUUGCUGGUAUUAUUGGAAAGUGCCUUUUUUUAGGAAUAUGUAAUACUGCUUUAUGACCAAUAGGCUGUUCUACUCAGUUUGCUUUAAAGAGCCUAUGGAUGGAGUCACAGGGGAUUUUGUGGUUUUGCUAUGGUUUUAGACUCUGGGUAUGGACAGAGGAGUUUCUCAAUAGGUAUGGAGUUUUAGGCACGAGUGGGUAUCAUUUCCUGUUGUGAAGUUGCAAAACAUCUUUUCAAAUAGCAUGACCACUGAAAAAGAAAUGCUUUUUUUAAACUUUAGAAAUUAGAUUUCCAGGUUUCCUGGAAAUAUUCUAGAUCCUUACUUAGGAGUUUUAGAAGGUACCUUUUUAAUGGAAUCUGAAGAUUACCAGGAUUCUGCCUUAGCUGUGGCUCUCAUAGUUGAUCAGAAGCCGAGCUCUAGGAUAUGUGCAAUAUGAUGUUGGCUGUUCCGUUAGACAAAAUCCUUCUGUACCCUAUGCUAUUUUUUCCUUCUUCUCUGACUUUAAAAGCUAACAGAAACCUCAGGAUUGGAAGGAGUAAGGAUCAGCAGUCUUAAGAAUAGCCAUUACUCGUUUGGUUUCUAAGGCAUUAGGUGCAUGAUAGAAUGCUGAAUAAAAUAUGUUUCGCUUAAACUCACCUGUAAUUAUUUUGGCUUUUCUAACUUUGAACUUCAUUCCUCCUCUCACUUAGAAUUUGUUUCUGUACCAUUUUACCCUGAAUUCUUUUCUGAAUUUCUGGCUCUUUCCUUUUUUCUCCUCUGGUUAAUUAACAGAGAUCAUUAGUACCAAGAUAGACAAAAUGUUUUUUGAGAAGGUAAGAGGGUAGAAAGUCAGCUCAUUUCUUCUUUCAUUUUUAUCACUCUAAAUUCCCUUUGUCAGGUUUACUAUUUCUUUUUGAACUGCUUCUUCUGCAUGUAUUCACUACCACACCACAAGCAGAGGGGAACUUAAUGACGACCAUAGUUGUGUCUGGUUGGGAAAAUGCCCAAAGUUGGAGGUUUUGCUGUUUGUGUCCACUCAGCGGAGUUGAUUUGCUUAAUUGUGUAUUUUUUAAGUUGGGGACUAUUAUGUCUUAAUUUUGUUUAGUGCCUAGCACAUUUUCAUGUAUACCCAGGCACUUUAAGUAGAAACUUGAUAAUGAUAUUAAAGUAAAUGGUAGCCUUUUCCACCUUAAAUUUGUGCUGUCAGAUACUUUGAGACUUCGGGUCUUAAUUUCAUAAACUUUUAUUACCUCCAUGUUGAUUUUACUUACUUUAGAAAAUGCUACCAGUACUAAAAUGAGAGUUUGUAAUAAUGAACAGAACUGUUAGUAUUAGUUAGUAAUAAUGAACAUUCAUGGAGUGCUUACUUUAUGCCAAGCACUGUGCUAAUUCUUCCCAUGUCUAAUGCCUCUCAUCUACCAAGAAGAUCCACCAGUAAAAUCUGCCAAUAAGAACUGUUACUUCAUUAUCUCCAUUUCAUAGAAUAGGAAGUUGAAGCUUAGAGAAUUCAGUGAUUUACUUAAGUUUGCAUAGCUAGUAAAUUACAGAAUUGAGACUUGACACUAGAUCUGACUACAAAGCAUGUGCUCUUAAUCACUUAUUUGCAUAUUACCAUUUGCGAAGCACGUUCGCUACACUACCUUAUUGGCAGCUUAGUGUAAUGAUCUGGAGCCAGCUUGGUUGGUUAAAUUUUUGGAUCCACACAUUAUUUCCGGUAUGACUUUGUACAAGAUAAACAUUCUGUGCCCUAGUUGCCUCACCUAUGAAAUGGGGAUAGGGUUCUGAGGAUAAAAUGAAAAGUACGUGGAAAAUAUUUAGAAUAGUGUUUGGCAUGUUACAGUAAAUUUAGAUAUGGUUACUGUAAGUGAUUUUCAUAACAUUUUAAAAUGUGUAAUUUUUUUAUUACUACUUAAAGUUUAGAUUGAAAGGGGUGCAUUAGAAGAGAGAACUUUAUUGCUACACAUCAGAUUUUAACUGCUGCUUUAAUUGGGACAAUGAAGACACCUAACUAUUAUUAUUUGCUGUCCGUUUUCUUCUGAUCAGAUAUUACUAGUUUACCAUUCUUACUCAGAUUUUUCAUUUAUCUUGAAAAAGGUGAUUAGGUAGUUGUAAGCACAUUCAUUUUAAGUUAGGCUUUAUUUUUAUGGUUAUUCCCCAGAAUAACCCCUCUGUCUUAAAAUUCCCAUUAGUAUUUGCCCUAUCACACAAAUAUUUUAUUUUUGGUCAUGUGCAGAAUAUUGACAUGGAACAAAUAUUAACUGAGUAACAUAGCUGAAAUGUUUCUAUAAGACAAAAGUAUAUGUGCAGUACUAUAUGAAAGAAAGCUUCAAUUAUGGAACUAGUGGAUUCUUCAGGAAAGCAUGAUUUGGGCCAGUUCAGGAAUUUCGUUGUAAGUGUGCAUGAAGAGAUAAGAAGAAAUGGUACUUUUUCAAGAGUCUUGCCACUGGUAGUCAUUAGUGGCAGUGCUCCAAAUUUCAGCUGAGGCCCAAGUACUGUUAGAUUAUCUGCUGAGAGGGUUUACCCACACACCUGACUGUUCCUGAUUUUGCUUUUUUAACAAUAAGAUAGUAAAAAUUUUAGUAUUUAGGGACUUGUAUAAUUUGCAGCAUCAGAGAACUUUUGUCCCUAGGUUUGGAUGAACCUUCAUAUUCUGAACUUCAUAUGAAGUGCUAGGGUUCCAGCACCUGUUGUUAUGUGGCUUUUUAGUGAUUCAGAUACUCAAAUACUUGUGUCAGGUGUCUGGUACAUAUUCCUGGCACACGAAACACUAUAAUGUUUAAGGAAUAGAAUGAUAUCCUUGAAAAAAAAGCCAAACCAAAAUAAACCAAAAAACCCUCAUCCUGAAUGCUUGAGCAAUAAUAACUUGCACCCUAUCUGGGUGUCCCUGCUUUAUAUACUCUCGUAACACUUUAAAUACGAGAGUGUGUAAUGAUGUUAUGUCGAGGGGAAAGGUUAUUACACCAAAAUGAACCCCAAGUGCAUGGAACUGUUGUUACAACUCAGGUUUUGAAUAUUGGUUUUUAAUCUCUUCUAUCUGUGGGAUUAUCCUGAAAAUAGAUUAGCUCUGAGAAAUGGAACUGUGGCUUUUAGUCAGACUUACUUUCUAAGCUCUGCAAAAGUAUUUUUUAAAGAAGCUGAGACUCUUGCGUAGAUUGGUGCUUUGGUAGACUGAACCCUAAAAUACCUGCUGGUUGUGACUGGUAGCUUUGAUUUUGGAUAGAAAGGAAAGGCAAGGAAUAGUUUUCUUCUAAGAAAAAAAUAAUGAUGCACUAGGAAAAUACUGUGUGCACAAGUGAUUGAAUUAUAUGAAAAAAAUUAUACUUUUAGGGAAAGGAUUUUUUGUUGUUUUCUUGGAUUUUUGACAUACGAGUUGUUAGGGGCAUUUUGUAUAAGCUCUAGGAGAGUGGCUUUGUCAUUUUCAAACCUUUUGAUCAUUAGAUAUUUUUGGAAUUCAGUGUGUUGGGCAUUUGUAGAUGGUUGAGAGUUGCUGAGCUUCAUUCUCCUUUCCUUUGAAUGGACAGGCUUUUCGAGGUGGUAAGAUAGGCUAAUGGGACUAUCAUAAAGAUAGGCAAGAACACACUUAGUGAAAUUUAUGAGUGAUUUUCAGUAUAUCCUCAAGUUAAACUUUUUUUCAAAAUAUUUUUGUAUUUUUCCAAUUUGUCCUUUAUUUGCGUGGCCAUCUUGAAUAGUCAGCUAUUGUUUCUUAAGAGAGAACAAAAUCACUUAUUUGCCAUAAAAUUUGGACGCAAACAGAUUAUUGCACACACAAGAGGAAGAGAUGGUUUUGUUUCCUAUAACUUCCCUGGAUGUCUUCUUAAUCUCUAAGUGCACAAUUGUAAGUUAAAUUUUAGGGUAGAAGAUGCUUUUUUGAAGGCCCUUUUUUCCUAAAACAGUUAGCUAGAGCUAAGUAACAGUGUCUUCAAAUCACAGAUGCUAUAAGAUGAAAAUAAGACCCACAGUGCUUGAAUUACUACCCCCCACCCAAUUUGCCUUGCCAUGUAACUGCAAGGUGUGGUGCAUGUGCUCUCAUACAUAAAAUUAUUGUACCAUAUAUAUAUAUAUAUAUAUAUAUAUAUAUUUUUUUUUUUUUGGUUGCAAGCAAGACAGUUUUACUUGGUCUGUAGCUAGUAAUGAAAAGUUUAUUAGAUAGCUUUAUAUAGGGAAAUAAGGGAGAUCAAAGUGGCCAGACCUUAUGUACAAACUGGCUUCAUCAUACAGAUUUCAACUAGGUCUUAAUAGAAACUGGAAAAAAAUCAAUGCAACUCUAGUGACUGGGUGUGGCCGUCUUAGCAGCAGACAUAUUACUUCUCUGCUGCUAUUAGCCCUUUGCAGAUUCUGUUUUUACCUUUUAUUUUUAAACUAAUUACCUCAUUCUGUAUCUUCUCAAUAUGGUUAUAACUGCCUUAUUACUUCUGCCUGCCUUCUCUGUUUUUCAGCUAGCUUUCCCUCUGUAUAGCUUGAGUUCAGACUCCUGUAAGAGAAAAUCUGAUUGGUUGAGUUAGAUACAUUUCUUGCUGGGCAAAUCUCCCAUGCCAGGCAUCUUUAUAGGUUGCCGGCCAUAAGUGGGUUCAUAGAUUGGCUGCUUUGGGGAUAUGUGCUCUCUGUUGCUCCUGUCUAUUGGUGAUAUUGGUGGCAGAGUCAGUGACAUAAAACAUGUCUCUGGACCCUAAAAGGCACUUUGGUGGGAAUCUUUUAGAUCAUCUUUCCAGUAAUCAUCUUUCCAGUACGCAUGACUUUCUUCGAUUUUAACAGUGAUAUAUAAUUAGAUAAAGGGGAUUAAGAGUACACUUACCGUCAUGAGUACUGCAUAAUAUAUAGAAUUGGAUCAUAUUGUACACCUGAAACUAAUAGAACACUGUAUGUUAAUUAUACUACAAUUAAGAAAAAAAAGAGUUGGUAGGUACCAGAUUCAUGAUGUGAAUCUGUUUUGCUCUGAAAAAAAAAAAAAAACAAAAACAAAACCCACCCAAAAACCCAAAAAGGUGAUAGAAUUAAAGGUAACCUGCGGGGGUGAACUCUUAAUGUCGUACAGCACCUAUCCUUUCCAUACUGAGAAAAUGUGGGAAAGAGUUUUCUGAUCAGCAUCUACAAUUCCUUUUCUGAACUGACUGGUGGUAUUUCCAUCUUUGGCUUUGCAGAUUCAUAGUCUGAAGUUUCCACUCAGAAAGAACCAUUACAUCUCCUGUAACAGCAUAUUAGGCCAUUCUGUCAAUUGCGGCUGCUUUCGAGACACCUCCAAUUAUGCUGCACAGUUUGAGUUGGUGAUUUAGUGAAUCCUUAAAGUAUUGCUUUUGCUUUUCUACUUGUAUUUUCCAUAUUGGGGUUCACUUUGCAAUAGCUGCUUUAUAUCCUUUCAUUCAUUCCUUCAAUGACACAUACCACUGAGUGUCCAUCAUGUGCCUGGCACUAUUCCGUUCUUUGGGGUAACAGAAUAAUACAGUGAUUAAAGCACGGAUUUUUAAGAAUCAUGCAAACCUGAGUUCAAGUCUUGCUCCUUAACUUACUAGUUAUUUAAUUUUUCUAAGCUUCAGUUUUCUUGUCUGUAGAAUGGUAAUAUUAAAGACUACCUUAUAGGUAGGUUUUUUGUGGGAAUUUAUACAAAUUUAGUGAUAAUUUGUAUAUAAUAUACUUAGCACAAGACCUGGCUCAAGUAAGAACUCAAUAAAUGUGCAUUAUUACUGUUGUCAUAAUCACUAAAAAUGUUAUCAAUUUGCUGCUGAAAUACUUUUUAGCACUUAGUUUCUGGUUAUCUUGCUUUGCCGUUUGCAGUCCGUUGCCUUUUUGUUGGCAUUAAUCCAACCGUUUAAUGAAAAGUCGGAUGUAACAUCUGUGAUAAAGCCAAGAUACACAGCAGUUUAUUAAUUAAGUUAGAACGUAUUAUUUUAUGGGUCUUUAAUCUGCUGCCAUUUCUGAUAGGACCUUUUGCUGAUUAUUGAAGAAUUUGUUGAACUUUUCAUAUAAUUUUGCUUUGUGGCUAAUGUCUUACAGAAGCAUGUGUAGUCUGAGUAGCAAAACUCAAAGCAGCUUUUGGUUUUAUUCUUUUGUUGUAAACAUUGGCUGCACAUGAACAUACUCUGAGUUUAUAAGCCAGAAUUAUGUCUUCUCUUUGUAUCACCAGUGCCUCACAGUGUACCUGGCAUAAAGCAGGUGCUAAAAGAAUGUUGAAGGAAGGAAAAGGGGGAGGCAGGAACAUUACUUCAAUUAUCUUCAGGCUUAUCAUUAGUCUACCAUAUAUCUCUGCUUUUAAACUUUUUUUUUUUUUUUUACCAUUACCUCAUCUUCUGAUCUAUAUAGUUUCUCUACCUGUGAGUUCCUCUUUGUUUCUGUUACUGAUGGCUUCUGUUGUCUGCCGCCUUUGUGUGAACCUUUUAGCUUCUGCCAUGGCUGCUCAGUAGCGGUGACAGAUUCGAACUCAUGGGAAUGCUGUAUUGACUGUAUACGCUGUAAGUAAUCCAUAAUCAAUCACAAAAUGUAUGGAUGUACAUUUAGUGAUUUUGUUUGGAUAAUUCCUUUAAAGGUUUACUUUUGUUUAAUUCAUGCCUAUUGAAUUCUUUGAAGUGCAGCUCACAUUUCACUUUUUGUUCCACUCCCAGAUCUAAACAAAAAGCAGGCAAUAAUUGUUGAUUGCUUCUGUCAUUUGUAUUAUCUUAGGAAUUGGAAUUGAUUAGUCAUUUCAUUUAUCUGAUUCUCACAUUGCCUACUUCAAAACUUAGGCGCCAUCCUUAAAGCCCCCAACUGUGUUUUUACUUCCUUAGUAAGAAGCACCUUAGCCUGUAUCAUGGCAUAAGGUAGAGGACAUUUCUUUAUGCUCCCCUUUUGCAUCGCAAUUGUUUUUUGGCUUCUCUUCCUGCUUUGGUUCUUUGCAGAAAGAAGUGUUCUUCUUUUCCAAAUCUCACCAAUCUUUUCCCCCAAAUCCUUCCUCCAACAACCCUCCUCUCCUUCCCCCUCCCCAUCUUCUUCCCUUUCCAUAAGCUUCUCCCCCUCAGCUCACAAACAUGCUCAAAUUCCUUUCAGCCAGAAAGUAAAUUUUGCCUCCAUACUAUCUCCAAUCUAGUUACUGCCAUCUGUUCCUCCUUCCUUUCACUGUCUUGCUUCUGUGUGCUUUCAUACUGCUCUGUUUUAGCACUAAUUUCACUAUAACUGUCUAUUUCCUUAUCUUCCUCCUCCUCUACACUGUAAAGCUCUUAGAUCUAUGUCUUGAUCACCAUUGAUUCCUCAGGGCCUAGGAUGGUUCCUGCUGUGUGUAGGCAUUCAAUAAAUAUUUGUUGAGUGAAUGAAUGAUUUGGUGUCAUGCCUAUACCCUUUACUUGUGAACCAUUGGCAAUUUUUUUCCACCCCUACAUUUCUGUUAAAAGUUUACUUGAAGGGCAUCAAUGGCCAUAUAAAUGCUAAGUCUAGUGGCUUCUUGCUUUUCAUCAUGCUUGACCUCUUCAUGGCCAAUAAUGCUUACAAAUUUACUUUUCCCAGACUUUUAUGGUCACUUAUAACUGGGUCACCUUGGGCUAGUCUCAGCAUGGUAUUGCAUCCAAAAAACCAGACAGGCCCAAGAUUCUUUGGAAAAUAAUGACUCUGUUUACUAUUUUACAGAAAUUUUCUAAGGAGAUAAAAAGGUACAAUUACAUAAAGCUUAGUGAACUUCAUACAAGUUAUUUUACCAAUCUCUCUUCCCAAAUCCUCAUAUAACCUGGCAACUUCUUCCAGUCUCUUCUGUAACAUUUCCCCUAAAACCUUUUGUAAAGUUUCUACCAAAAACCCCUUGUUCACUUUUCCCAUCUUAUUUUCUUCCAAGAGUAACUUUUUCUAGCUUAAAUCAUUUUAGCCUCUCAGCUUCUUCCAGUUCUUUUCUAUAUCCAUUAUCCUGCUUAGCAUUCCAUAAGUCUAGAACAUUCUCUUGGUUUCAUCUGGUUUGCCAUUACCAACUUUCUUCGCAUGAUUUUUCUUAAUCUUGAGGCUUCAGAUCAGUUGCUAUGUCCUUCAGUAUUUCCUGACUUCCUAGGUUUGGCUAGGUAUCCCUCUUGUAUGUUUCUAUAGUGCCCCAUCAAUAACUAUAUUGAAGUGAUCUAUUUGUGUGUCUUUCCUAGGCUAUAAGCAUCUCGCGGGUAGGGCUUCUAUGUUUUCUUUAUGCCCCUGGCAUCUAUCAUAGCACCUGGAACAUGGUGGACGUUGAUAAAUACUUAUUGGACUGGUGCUCCUGUGAACUCUGAUCCUUUCUCUUUUGCCACUGGCCUUUGUUACUAGGCCUUUAAAUAUGGAACAGAGUUUCCUUAGUCUUUUUUUCUUUUUUAAUACUGUCUCAGUGAUUCCUUCACUUACAGAGCAUCAGUUAACAUUUCAGUGAAGAUGACCCCGGACCUAUUUUCUAGCCUGGCUGCUCUCCUGAUUAUAAGACCAUUUGUUUUCAAAGUUGCAUGUCAGGCAUCUCUCUAUGGAUGUUUCUCCAGCACCUUAAAUGCAACAAAAACUCAGUAAACUAAACUUACUAUCUUCACUUUAAACUUGUUCCUUCUUUACGUGUUCCCUUUCUCAGUUAUUCAUUCUCCUACCCUCCUAGUUGCCUAGACUAAUUAGAAUCCUAGGAAAUACCUUGACUUUUUCCCCCCUCUCUUAUACUCUUCACCUAAUCCGUGAUCGAUGCCUUUCCAUCCUGCCUUUUUUUUUUUUUUUUUUUUUUUUUUUUUUACAUUUGGCUCUUCCUUGCCAUCUCCAUAUUUAGUAGUUAAUUUGGACUCUUAUCUUGUACCUACACUAUUGCAUUAGUCUUGUAACUGACCCCCUCUCUAAUCUGUCUUCCAUGCUGCUGUCAGAACUAUCUUCCUAAAACACAGAUCUGCUGUUACUGUCACUUGAAAGACUUAUUCUCAGGUCUUGACUUAAUUGUCAUUUCUGAAUAAAGACAACCUAGGGGUGCCUGAUUGGCUCAGUCAGUUAAGUGUCUGCCUUUGGCUCAGAUCAUGAUCCCAGGUCCUGGGAUUGAGCCCCGUGUCAGGUUCCCUGCUCAGGGGGAGCCUGCUUCUCCCUCUCCCUCUGUCUCUUGGCUCUCACUCGCUAUCUCAAAUAAAUNAAA
Messenger RNA from Ailuropoda melanoleuca (giant panda), 15927 nucleotides. It is a transcript of the gene ZNF800, whose product is annotated as zinc finger protein 800. The coding region runs from base 975 to 2681 and encodes 568 amino acids. The transcript has 3 exons. Lineage: Eukaryota; Metazoa; Chordata; Mammalia; Carnivora; Ursidae. The record is from RefSeq and is a predicted model, not a curated record.